This is a messenger RNA of Haemonchus placei, 476 nucleotides long. The record is from the annotation of a GenBank genome assembly. Lineage: Eukaryota; Metazoa; Nematoda; Chromadorea; Rhabditida; Trichostrongylidae.
AUACCGACCCGAACAACGUCACCAUUGCGGAUUUGGCUAUACCUGACACAAUGUGUUCACCGCCCGGUGGCGGAGGAUAUGAAUGUCCCGGUGAAAUGGUAAACUUCAAAUUCGUUGGAAAACAGGGCAAUUUUUCUGUGUGCAUGCGGUUAAAUCUGAACGCCAAAGCGGAAGGGUUCUAUGGCAUGUUUAACGACUUCGGCGCCAGUGUCUUCACAGUAUAUCUGGCAGCUUCCGAAGAAGGAUGGGUGUACGUAUUAUACGACUGUAUGGACUCAUUACCAUCACAUCUGGCUUUCAUCUAUUUCCUAACGCUGAUAUUCUUCCUUGCAUGGCUAGUAAAGGUGAACGUUCUGGAAAACGUCUUUAUUGCUGUAAUCACUGAAACAUUCGCCGAGAUUCGUGUUCAAUUCAGUGAAAUGUGGCAGAAAAAGGACAUGACAAGCUCGAAAAAAACGAAGAUGGCUGGCGUCUAA